AAUUUCAACUGCUUUGCAUACUUUUAAUUUUCUUAAUUCAAUUUAGUUUUUUUUACGAUUCUAAUUGUUACUCUUUUAGAGUUUUGUUUAUGUAUAUUAUUGAAAGUUUGUUCGAAUGAAGGGAAAUGGAGUAACGCCAGCGACUACCAGCACAAUGAAAGUUGGAAAACCCUUUCAUUAUCCUUUAGAAAAGGAAGCAUAUUAUCUCUUUAAAUCGUAUGUGAUUUCAGCGCCGAUGUCAAUGCCAGAGAUCGUUGGAAGAACAAUUGUAUCCCAAUUUUAUUGAUGUGAUGCAAUGGUUAACCAAGAGAAACCUGCUUGAAAUGAUUGUUGCAACAUGCUCCGACGGAUUGAGCUGAAAUUGACACUUAGUCAGUAAUGCACUUUUCUGGAGAUGCAAUCUACAGAUGCAAACUAUAACUUUUUCUAGAGAUAAAGCACCAUGUCCACUGGAUCAGGCCUUGUCCUUCUGCCGCACUUACCGUUGGACCGAACCAGAAACGAGCGCUUUGGUGGCACUGAAGGCUAAAGCUGGUAUUGCAAAGGGAAAACAUACCAAGGUAGUUUUGGAAUGUUGGUCGCGGGGACAGAAGUUUUGGCGGUUUCAUAUUCGAAAGAGAUGUUAUUGCAAUGUCUUUAGCUUUGAAAGACGAUGUUGGGAUAUGGAAGGUGCAGGUUACAUAGGAGAUGACAAGGCAAUUGUUGAGACAUUGGAUUUAGAGGGAUGGUUGGAAAUCGGAGAUGUUUGUUAUUUUGUCUCUGAUGGUUUUCUAUUCAUUAUAGAUAGAUUGAAGGAAUUGGUCAAAUACAAAAUAGAAGAGAAAAAUCUUUGGUGCUGCUUAUUCAGAAUUUUGUCAAGCUUUUUGUCUGCUCUAAUGUGA
Molecule: messenger RNA, 881 nt
Organism: Vicia villosa (hairy vetch)
Lineage: Eukaryota; Viridiplantae; Streptophyta; Magnoliopsida; Fabales; Fabaceae
Exons: 5
Coding region: 408-881 (157 amino acids)
Molecular function (GO): CoA-ligase activity
Source: RefSeq, a predicted model, not a curated record